CAUUAAUUCAACGAAGAAGAAACAGAAGUGGUGGCAAGGGAAUGCGACGAAGAAGAGUGAGGAGAAUGCUAAACGGAAAAUAGCAGGAACGCAUUCUGUUCAGUAAACUCAUAAAUCAACAGAUUUACCUCCAAAAAUCACCCUCGAAAACAGCUGCGUUGUAUUAGCUAAACUAUGACAGAGCCCCAGUCAGCGCUGUUACUCAGGAGACAGCUUGCAGAGCUGAACAAAAACCCAGUAGAGGGAUUCUCAGCAGGCCUCAUUGAGGACAGUGAUCUCUACAGAUGGGAAGUCCUUAUCAUCGGUCCUCCAGACACACUAUAUGAAGGUGGUGUGUUUAAAGCUCAUCUGACAUUUCCCAAAGAUUACCCCCUCAGGCCACCUAAAAUGAAAUUUAUCACAGAUAUUUGGCAUCCUAAUGUUGACAAGAAUGGAGACGUUUGCAUUUCUAUUUUGCACGAACCCGGCGAGGACAAGUACGGCUACGAGAAACCGGAAGAGCGCUGGCUGCCGAUCCACACGGUGGAAACCAUCAUGAUUAGUGUUAUCUCUAUGCUGGCAGACCCAAACGGUGACUCACCAGCCAACGUGGACGCUGCAAAAGAGUGGAGGGAAGACAGACACGGUGCGUUCAAAAGGAAAGUUGCUCGUUGUGUACGAAAAAGCCAAGAAACGGCGUUCGAGUGAUAUUUAAUCAAGGAUCUAGCUUCAUUUAAGUUUUCAGGGUCUCCGAUUAGAAAAUGAAAACGGCACUGUUUCCUGCACUCUUCCACCCCGCUGCCAGGCUCGUCCUCCUUCCUUCUGGCGGGAGCCGACUGGCCGCUGUAGGACGCAAUCUAACAUUACAGCGACUACCGAGGCUGACAGAAAAUCUCCAAGCAAGUGCCAACUCACACAGACAAAACCCCAGAAGAUGUUCAAACCUUUUUUCUGAACUGCUUCAACAUUCAGGAGGCUAUUGUAAAGACAUGUAAAUAGCACAGACUAAACCGGAUAAUAUAUACGCUCUCUUCAUUCAUCGAGACAUUUAGACCAAAUAUAUAGCGCUGGUUCGGAUAGUUAUUUUUGUCUUUUUUCUUUUUUCCACGGCAUGCGUUGGUUAUGGUUAGGUUUUUUCCACAGGAGGUCUUAAAGACGACAAAGCGGUGCUGUUGGAGGAACGUCACCUGUGAAGAGUUUAACUGUAUCGAGGCGGACUCCCACCAGACCCUCCCAGAGUUCAGCUUCACAUGUGAAUGAUUUUGUUUUUUUCAGUUUGAAGUCUUACCAUUCUGCUCAGAGGAAUCAUGAUUUAAAAAAAAGAACAGAACUUAAGUAAUUGUGCAUGCAAAGUUAAUUAUUUGUUUCGAAAGUGCCUCCUAAUAAAAUGCUUGGCCGCUCCAUCCUGCAUUAACCAAGUGUUCAAAUGCUAUGGCGAAGCCACCGUUCUUACCAUGGGUUUAUAAAAGAGCCACUCCCUGCUGUUAUUAGAGCGUUUGCUGUAGCAAUAAGGCCCCCAGUAUUACAGACAUGCUCAUUUUAGAUAUCCUGAUACAUUUUGGGGUUUUCCGUUUAAUUGUAGCUGAAGUUCUUUCCCUUAUGCAUUCACUGUAGGAAGAUUUAUGCAUGCUUUUUUUCCCAGAUUUUUAUUUAAUUUUUUUUUUUUUUUUUUGGUGUGGGGGAAUUUAGUUUGCAAACAUUUGAGUGUUUAUAUGCACUGUGUGUGUGUCCAUUUUCUGUCUGAUGUUCUUUAUCCGUUCUUCACGACUCCCUGAUGUUUCCACCCAGUUCUGCCUGACGUAAAAACAAAAUACUGACAUGAAUUCAUGUGAAACCCGUCACCUGGGGUCUGUUCAUCUAAAACAUGAGUUAUUUUCUUUUAGUAUUUAUGUGUACUUAUUUGUUUAGGUACAACUUAAAUCAUAAAACCCUGUUAACUUUUUAAAAAUGUAAAACGAAACCUUUGCAGCUAAAUAAUUUAAGACUUAAAUGUUCUUUUACUGCAGGUGUUCGGAAAGGCGUUGUCAGUGUUGCCUGUAUUAAACAUACGUGAGCAGUACGCUUUGGUUCAAUUCGAUGCUGCAGACAAAAAAAAUAAAAUUGGAUUUUACUCAAAAAUAAUUUAGAUUUUUCUGGUUAUUUCUGAUAGUUGUAUUUUUGUCAAUGCAGUUUUUACCUCAUUGGUGAAUUAUGUCUUGAGUUGUUGUUUUUGGGGAGCUGAAUGAUUGCUCUAGAAUUUGGUGCAUUUGUUUGAAUUUAUUCAGGGAUUUAUUUUCCUGCAAUAACUCAAAUCCAGAUUUUAGAAAGAGUUUGUGCAGCAAACCUCAAUUUUCAGCUAAACUGAGGCUCUCCAUAGGAAUAAACAACACUUGAUAGUUUUCUUGUUGGUAGAGUUGAAUUUUUUGGUUACAUUUGUGGAUUUUCUUUUCUGCAAAAGGAGAUCAUUUUAAACAACUUAUUUUCUAUCUAGCUAAGCCUAAAUUUGAGAAUUUUGAACCAUUUUCUAAAUAAUUUAUUCUACAUUUCACAACAGCUUUGAUGUUUAAUGUUUCAGGUCUGGGUUGCAGAUGUCUAGCUGAAUUUGGAUUAUGUUUGAAGGUUGUUGUCCUCUUUCAUUGUUUAUUAUUUUAUGCAAUUCACCUGGCAGCUAAGCAGCUCCACAGGAUGAUGCAACCAUGACUGGAGUGAAACGCCUUUCAUUUACUGCUCCAAACACACCUCUGAUCUCAACUAAUCUCACUGUUUUAUCUUUGUCUUUACUUCAUUCAUGUGCUCAGCUGUAAACUUGGUGUUCAUUUGGAGUAUAUUUUUAAAUUGAAAUUUCAAAAUGUCACAUCUGCAUCAGUUUUCUGCCACUAGGGGGUGACAUUUUUCCAACACACUCAAAUGUGUCACUACAGCUGCAGUUAUGAUCACUAUUAUGUAAAGAAGGUAACAGAUCUUGACAAUGGUGAGAACAAAUAUUGCAUAUGUGCCCCACUCUCCUGUUGUGUUUGUGUGUAUUUUGUCCUUGCAUUGAUUUCAGAAAACCCCAAAUAAAAUUAAACUUGUGCA
This is a messenger RNA of Nothobranchius furzeri (turquoise killifish), 3033 nucleotides long. It is a transcript of the gene ube2g1a, whose product is annotated as ubiquitin-conjugating enzyme E2G 1a (UBC7 homolog, yeast). Gene Ontology annotation, molecular function: ubiquitin conjugating enzyme activity. Gene Ontology annotation, biological process: protein polyubiquitination; ubiquitin-dependent protein catabolic process. NCBI's taxonomy places the organism in Eukaryota, Metazoa, Chordata, Actinopteri, Cyprinodontiformes, Nothobranchiidae. The record is from RefSeq and is a predicted model, not a curated record.